AUGUCUGAUAGUAAGAGAGUGAAAUUGGAUAAUACUGGUACUGAGACCGCAAUGGCUAAGAUAAUCUGUACGCAUUCUGGUUCUUUCCACGCAGAUGAAGCGCUGGCUGUAUACAUGCUGAAGCUACUACCAGAGUACAGUGAUGCCGAGGUUGUGCGCUCGAGAAACGCAGAAGACUGGGAAAGAAGCGAUAUUGUAGUCGAUGUCAGCGGUAAAUACGACGGUAAGAAGUUUUUCGAUCAUCACCAGAGGGAGUUUAUGGAGACGUUUAAUGCCGAUUUCAAAACCAAACUUUCGAGCGCCGGUCUUGUUUACAAGCACUUUGGCACUGAUAUCAUCAAGAGUAUCCUGCACGACGUGGCCCUGACUGAGGGGGACUUGCGAGUCUUGUAUGUAAAGGGAUACAAGCAGUUCAUCGAGUCCCUGGAUGCGAACGACAAUGGUAUCAGCAAGUACGACGUUGACGAGCUCAAUGUCAAGCCAAGAUUCUCAGACACUAACAUCUCCAUUCCUGGCGUCAUAUCCGCUUUCAAUCCGGCUUGGAACGGCGACUGCUCGGCUGCCAAAUUCGACGAACAGUUUUUCAAAGCUAGCGAUUUCAUAGGUAAAAUCUUCGUCAAUCUCAUCACCGGUUAUGGCAAGUCGUGGCUGCCAGCCAAAACUCUGGUCAGAGAUGCCAUAAAUGACAGACUGUCAGUCGACCCCUCAGGCAAGAUCGUCAUAUUAAGGCAGUUUUGCCCAUGGAAAGAACAUCUGUUCGAUGUUGAAAAGGAACUGGAUCUGCAAGGGCAGAUCCAGUUCGUCCUUUUCGAAGACAGUGCUGGUUCGUGGAGGGUUUCUACAGUUCCGGUCGUUGCUAAUUCUUACAAGUUCAGAAGAGGUCUACCAGAGCCUUUGAGGGGACUAAGAGACGACGUAUUAAGUGAAAAAGCUAAUAUUCCUGGCUGUGUCUUUAUCCAUGCCGCCGGAUUCAUAGGGGGCAACGCCAACGAGGCUGGUGCGCUCAAGAUGGCUCAGAUAUCGUUAUAG
This is a messenger RNA of Zygotorulaspora mrakii, 1029 nucleotides long. It is a transcript of the gene MYG1, whose product is annotated as Myg1p. Gene Ontology annotation, cellular component: nucleus; cytoplasm. The transcript has a single exon. The record is from RefSeq and is a predicted model, not a curated record. The coding region runs from base 1 to 1029 and encodes 342 amino acids. Lineage: Eukaryota; Fungi; Ascomycota; Saccharomycetes; Saccharomycetales; Saccharomycetaceae.